CUGCGACCACGUGUAUACAAAAACUGAAACGCCAACAGAACAACCGAGGCGGAGCUUCGAGGCUUGAACCAAUAUGGCGAGCGGCGCGGUCGAGAAGACGGCGGAGGAUCUACGCAAGGAGAUCCAAGAACUACAUCGCCAGCAGCGGGAGAUCACCGAGCGGCUUCGAGAUCCCAGAGGCAUCCGCCGUGGCGGCCUCGCUCCCAGGGGAGCCCGCCUCGCAGCCGCCGCCGCCGGACCCCUAAACCGUGGAAUAGUUCGACCGGCGGAUGAAUCCGAGGACCAGCCACCGCCCAAGAGACGGCUCUCAUCAGCGGUAGUCAAAUUGGAGGAUGGGGAGGUCAAAGAGGAUGUGGGUGCUGCGAAGGAUGCCAAGGAGGAGGAUCCUCUGGCAGAGGCGAGUGCUGCUGCGAGUGGGGAGAGGAACGAGCAGAAGACAUCGUAUUCACAGAGCAAUGGCGGUGGGUUUAGAAGGGAUGGGAAUUCGAGAAUGCGAAAGACAGAUAUUGACAUGUCACUGCCAGAGCCGACGCCAAGAGAGCCCAAAUUAAUUCAGGAUGCUAGCUUGAUGAAGAGGAACAAAAGAAUGCUAGGCCAGCUAUUGGGGACAUUGGAGAAAUUUCGUGAAGAGGAUGAGAAAUUAUCAUCGACGGAUGCAUACAUGCGUAGGUCAGACUCAUUGAGAAGGGCAGAAGAGAAGGUUCGAGAAGAAAGUGAGAGACUGCGGCAACAAGAGCGGGAACAAAUUGCAGAGAAACGGAAACGUGACCUAACUCUUAGAGCUCGUGUUGCUGCUAAGGCACAAGAGAAGAAGUUGGAGUUGCUAUUUCUGUCCUGGUCGGAGCAUCAUAAGAAGCUUUCAAAUUUUUUAAGGACCAAGGCAGAACCUCCAAUAUACUACAUGCCAGCCAAGCCUCUGGUAGAUGAUCCUGCACUUGUUGAGCAGCAAAGAGAACAGGUUUUUCUUGAAUGGAAGACCACAAGAAGGGCUGAGCUGUCAGAGUACCAGAGGCUCAUGGAGGAGCAAUAUCUUUCGAAUGUCGAGCAGCAGCUUGAGAGGUGGCAUAACGCCAGGAACGCCAGGAAAGCCGACAACUUGGUGAAUCUACAGGAGACAAUGGACAGGGAACUGGAGACACACAAGCUGGAGCAUGGACCCAAGACAAGGAGGAUACCUGGAGGCAAUGACGACGAAGAGGAUGUGGAGGAUAUAGCCGCUGAAGAUGAGUUAAUGGAUGAAGUCCUCGAGGUCCAUGAGAGGAUCGAUGGUGAUACACCAAAGCCGUCUGAUAUUGGUAACGGCAGUUGAAGAAUUCCUGUAGUGAUGCAAUAGUGGGAUUUAGUGAUUAGGUAUUGUUUUGAAGCCUGUUCAAACAUCUUAUUGUGAUUUAUGUUUUUAUUUAGUUGACUUGUACUAUGAUGGUUGUGUUUGAUGUUCCCCACUUGGUAUACUAACCAAUGGAUUAAUGCUGC
This is a messenger RNA of Musa acuminata subsp. malaccensis (wild Malaysian banana), 1473 nucleotides long. RefSeq lists its product as uncharacterized. The record is from RefSeq and is a predicted model, not a curated record. Gene Ontology annotation, cellular component: catalytic step 2 spliceosome. NCBI's taxonomy places the organism in Eukaryota, Viridiplantae, Streptophyta, Magnoliopsida, Zingiberales, Musaceae.